This is a messenger RNA of Talaromyces proteolyticus, 3212 nucleotides long. Its product is annotated as WD40-repeat-containing domain protein. The transcript is spliced from 5 exons. The coding region runs from base 338 to 3073 and encodes 911 amino acids. NCBI's taxonomy places the organism in Eukaryota, Fungi, Ascomycota, Eurotiomycetes, Eurotiales, Trichocomaceae. Gene Ontology annotation, molecular function: protein binding. The record is from RefSeq and is a predicted model, not a curated record.
GUUUCACCGUGUGAUAGUAUAAUAUGACAUGUUCUCGACAGACAUAUACAUACGCACACACGCACACACACACACACAUAUAUAUAUAUACAAAGCAAUGGGCACAAUCCAACCGAUACGCGAAUAUCCGUGCUAGGCUAGGCUGAGCCGCCCCGUUGAUGUCACUAGUACGGCCAAAUCGCCCAAACCGGCUGGAUAUCUUCCUUGUCCAUAUCAGCUUACAGCGCCCGUACAUUCUUGUUAUUCCUAUUUAUUUGGAUCUUGAUCUUACUACUGCUACCUUCUCAUAUCUGUAUAAGUGCUAUGUUUACCACGCGUCCCUACCAAUCCGUCCACCAUGGCCGAGGUCUUGACCGUGACCGAGGACACUAAUAGGAACCACGAGGGUGCGACUAGCAGGAGGACCGACUCGACGCGACAAUCCGCCAUAGCACAGUCCAGUUUAUCAAAUGGAAUCACAAGUGCCGCGCCGCCUGAAAUCCACGCAGAUGGAGACGAGGAGAAGCAUGACGAGAGCCACCAGAGCUUCUCGCUGACUGCUGUGAUCGAGGCCAACGGCGCUAAGUCUCACGCUGCAUCACCUGAGGAUUUGAACGGCUCUUCUGAAAGCCCAAUCGACCCUCUGUCGCAGCAUAUUCUAAAACGCACCCAGACCGAGCGGUCCAUCCCCCUAAAACUCCGAUCAUCCCAAACCUCGCACGCACAGGACUCGAGCGGAGACGGAAAUAAGCCGAGUCCGACGGAACAAGCGAUCAGCCGCACCGAUGCCGUUGGUGGUGUGAAGCCAAGCAAGGAAAAAAAAAAAGGAGGCUCAUUUCUCAGCCGCUUCAUCGGGACUAAAAAGGCCCAGACUGGUGAGACGCCUGACAAUGUCUCAGAAUCCCUCACGGGCGAACCCAGUGGCAUGGAUGAUAUAUUUGCGCAUCCAAUAGGCUUUAUUCCGCGAUUCCCACCGCCGCCAAAGUACAUCAAAGUCAAGGCGCACUACAAAAAACACAAGGUUUUCGACAAGGUGUUCCUGGCGCAGGAGCUCAAAGGCAGCGAGGAAGAUGGGGACGACGCAAAGGACAAGUCGAACAAGAAGGCUAUCUGGUCAAUGGUGUUUUCCAAGGAUGGUAAAUACUUAGCAGCCGCCGGUCAAGACAAGAUCGUCCGCGUUUGGGCGGUCAUUACCAAUGUGGAAGCCCGCGCCGCGCAUGAGCAGGAAGAGGAGGAGAUCAAGGGCGACGCUCGAUGGCGAUUGACAGCUCCGGUGUUCAAGUCCAAGCCUAUCCGUGAGUACAAGGGACAUACGGGGAGUGUGUUGGAUCUGAGCUGGAGCAAGAACAACUUUCUUCUAUCCUCAUCAAUGGAUCGAACCGUUCGACUGUGGCAUGUUAGUCGAGCCGAGUGUCUCUGCUGUUUUAAACAUAGCGACUUUGUCACCUCCAUCCAGUUCCAUCCGCGCGACGAUAGGUUUUUCCUUGCUGGCUCGCUCGAUUCUAAGCUCCGACUAUGGAGUAUUCCAGAUAAAAGUGUGGCAUUCUGGGCCACAGUGCGGGAUAUGAUCACCGCUGUCGCUUUCACCCCAGAUGGCAAAUACUCGAUUGCGGGCUGUCUCAAUGGGUUGUGUAUUCUCUACGAAACAGACGGGCUGAAAGCGAAUGCUCAAGUGCAUGUGCGCUCGGCAAGAGGGAAAAACGCAAAGGGCAGUAAGAUUACUGGCAUUGAUACCAUUUUCCACCCCCCUAACGAUCCAAACGGCGAAGUGAAACUGUUAAUUACAAGCAACGACUCUCGAAUCCGGCUCUACAAUUUCAAAAAUCGAAUCUUGGAAGCGAAGUACCGAGGGAAUGAGAACUCAACCAGUCAGAUCCGCGCUUCGUUCAGCGAUGACGGCAAAUUCAUUAUCUGCGGCAGCGAAGAUCGACGUACAUAUAUCUGGCCUACAGGGUCCGUCGACAGAGAACCAGACAAGCGUGCAGUAGAAGAAUUAGAAACGCGCACAUCCAUCGUUACGAGUGCAGUCAUGGCCCCGACCACCACCAAGCAGCUCCUAGGGUUUGCAGGUGACCCUUUAUACGACCUCUGCAACCCACCUCCCAUCACUCUCGGCAACACGCCGAAUUCCAACCGCUCAUCCGUAUACAGCUCUAACAAGGCCCCCCAGCAACCCGGAGAACUCGAUCGAAAGGCCUCGGACCAGAAAGCCUCGGACCAAAAAGCCCGCGGCUCCCCUGCCUAUCUUGCUCGAUCCACCCAUCCAGAUGGUAACAUCAUCCUCGCCGCGGAUUAUUCCGGGCGAAUCAAGGUCUUCCGCCAGGAUUGCGCGUACAAGAAACGACCAAGCGACUGGGACGCCGGGUCGACACUCUCCAAGAAGAUAUUGGGUCGGUCGAAUUCGGCACGACAUAGUAUUGCGUCGUCGAAAUCGCCGUCGGAAAAGAUACUGGCAUGGAGAAGCUCGGUGACUGGCACCGAGCUCGCCAGUAUAAGCUCGCCGAGCAGCAUGGCGCGAAGCAUCUCGCCGCGGAAAUCACUCAAUCAACAACGCUACUCCAGCCCUGGACGCAGCGUAACCACCAAAACGCAGUCAGGCACUGCCACCCCUCGUACAUAUUCAGUCGACAACGUAUCCGAAAGCAACAACAACAACAGCAGCACCCACAAGCCUCAACCAACAACAGAAACCAGAAAUCUGCAAAACCUACCACACUUCGCCGAAAGCGGGCAAAGCUACGCGUUCUGGACUAAAAGCGCAGACUUUGUCAAAUCCGCGAACGCGAAACAGCAACAAAACCUACUCAACCCAAACAGCGCGGGAAUAGACGAUAUCAGUGGGCGUCGAAAGUCCAGCGUGCCGAGCGCAUUGAGUAGCGACAUGGAAUCAUUUGUAUCUGAAGAUGACGAUGACCAGCGCGAUGAUGACGACGAAGUAGAAGGGGAGGGAGGGAGUAGGAGCACAGGCGACCAAGGCGAGGAUGUAGAUGACGUCCUGCGCUGUCCGCGCUGUGGCGGCAAGAAUUUCAGAGCGACCAAGAUGAGGAUGGGCAAGCCGAAGCUGGUUUGUGUGAAAUGCAAUACGGCGGUGUGACCUCUACACAUGUACUUGGGGUAUGUCGAUGUUGGAAGUGGGAUUUGGAUAACUUAUGGACAACAGGAUGUAUUACAUUGAAUAGUGUAACAUAUGAUUUACCUAGUAAUUAAAUAGCAUAUAACACUGAUUUCAUAAA